Messenger RNA from Polistes dominula (European paper wasp), 3424 nucleotides. It is a transcript of the gene Ube4A, whose product is annotated as Ubiquitination factor E4A. Gene Ontology annotation, molecular function: ubiquitin-ubiquitin ligase activity. NCBI's taxonomy places the organism in Eukaryota, Metazoa, Arthropoda, Insecta, Hymenoptera, Vespidae. The record is from RefSeq and is a predicted model, not a curated record. Gene Ontology annotation, cellular component: cytoplasm; nucleus; ubiquitin ligase complex. Gene Ontology annotation, biological process: ERAD pathway; ubiquitin-dependent protein catabolic process; protein polyubiquitination.
AUAAAAAUCAUUCUACCGACAUUCUACGACAUCUAGUGAAUGUGAAGUUACUACAUGAAUUAUUUGCGUUAAAAGUUUAAGGUCAGUAACAAAUUAGGUGAGUCAUGGUGGUAUUAUCGGAAAGAACGAGCAUACGUCAACGUCAAAUCGGAUUAUUUACAAUUUUCUCGAAUUUUUUGUAAAUUGUGUGUGAUCGUAUUAUUUGAAUAUAUUUUAUCAUGUGUUUCAAUAAUCAUUUGAAUAACAGUAUGAAAAUCUAUCAUUAACGUUUGAUUACGAAAUUGUUAAGUUUGUUGCUUGUACAGAAUUAUAUUGUUGUAAUCAUGAGUGAUCGUGUGAAAAGCAAUCCUUUUGUUGGAUUAUUUUCUACCAUUGAUGAUGCUUUAUUGUAUUCAAUACAAGCUAGUGAAGCAAACAAUGAUAAUAAUGAGAAACAAUAUAUCGAAGAGAAUCAUGACAAGGAUAAAGAAUUAUUAACUAAUGAAGAAUCUGAUGAGUAUCAACUGAAAUUAAGAAAAGCCAAACUUUUGGCAGAUGUAUUUGGUUUAAUGUUAAAUUCAGAUGAAUUAACAGAAAUACAUAAAGAUUUAGUAUCAGUAGCUGCUGAUUCCGUAGAAGAUGCUAUUUUUGAAAGAAUAGUGAUGCCUAGUCCAAAGAGUAAUCUAAUCCAUAAUGAACAAUCUAAUAAUUGCGAUAGUCAUACUGUUGAAACGCAAGUUAUAUUUUAUCUUUACGAAAGUUAUCGUCGUUUGAAACAUUAUGAGGAUAAUAAAGAAUUAAUUGAUUAUAUUGAUAAUUUAAAACUUAUUGUAUUAAGACAUGUUGGCAUAGCAUUACAAGAGCCAAAUUUAUUCAAUGAUCAGGACGUUUAUUACCAAUUCGUCACCUUGUUUAUGGAAGAUUCAGUCGAUUUAUCUGAAUUUUUUAAAGACUUAAUAUCAGAACUUAAUUCAUCAAAUGAAGAUACAUUUGAAGAAGUUAUUAAAAUAUCUUUUACUCCUAUUCUUAAUAUUAUUCAUCAAGAAGCAGCUCAAAGCACUCUUGUAGGAUUUCGUGAACAUUGGUUCACUAUUCUUAAUAUGUUCUGCAAUCAUGAAACUUUAGCUGAAUUACUUUUAGAAUAUAAUACACCAAAGUCUAAUCAAGGUAAAGAUUAUGAGAAAACAUUGUUCGGUACAUUUUUCUGUUUGAAUUGUUUAUCGAAAGCAGUAAAUCCACGAAAUGAUUUUUACUCUAAGUCAUAUGAGCAUAGUGAUCCAAUCAAGUCUAGCAUAUGGGUAGCUUUGGGUGCACUAACUGAUUGUGUAGAACACAUUUUCCAUUCUUUAUUGAAAUUGUCUCCAGAAAUUCGUCACAUGACUUUACAAUGGAUAGGUGAUUGCCUUCAUGCGAAUGCAAAUAGAGGAAAGCUAUGGAAUUCUCAUAAUGAGAUUAAUUUUGGUCCAUCAUUAAAUGCGUCAGAUGGAUUUAUGUUAAAUUUUGGAGCUAUGUUAUUGCAACUUUGUCAACCAUUUUGUGUCAAAACUAAGGAGAUGAAGUUUCCUAAAAUUGAUCCAACGUAUUGUGCAGCUGAGCCUGCAGAUGAAGAUGAAAGUUUUAGUCGUGGAUUACAUAUAAAAGGAUUAUCCCAAGAAACUUGUUUGAUACCAACACCAGAAGGUCAAUCAAGGCCAGUAUCAAAGUUAUUUUCUUUUACAACAGAAUGUUUCUUUUUAACACAUCGUGCAUUGGAUCUUGGAUAUAGAAUUGUUAUAGAAAAACUUCAAAGAGCGCAACAAGAUUUAUCUCUUAUUCAACAAAGGUUGGAUAAUUCGGUAGAAAAUGUUCCUCUUAAUCGAAGUUUUAAUAGAAUGAUUUCACAACAAAUGGAAGUGGCAAUGACAAAAUUCCUGACUUUAAAAGCAAGUUUAUGUCCUCCUAAAAUGUUGAGUAAUCUAGCCAAUUUCUAUGCGACAACAGCACAUUGGAUAAUACAAGUAAAUUUAGAUAAUGUAUACGAAUUACACGGAGAAGAUAGUAAUGAUGAUUAUAUACCAAAACAACAGAAAAAACUCAGUUUCCCUUUGUCAGAAAAAGUUCCAAUUACUUUAAGAUGCAUUCCUGAAUUUGUUGUGGAAAAUACAGUUGGAUUCUUAUGUUUCUUACGAGAAUUCAGCGCAGAGACUUUUGAAGAACAAGGAAAAUCUUUUUUGAAUCCAAUAAUGACAGAACUAAUAUUAUUAAUGGAUGAACAUCGUCUUUAUAAUCCUCAUCUACGUGCACGAUUAGCCGAAGGAUUAGGAGCACUUUUACCACCUUCUGAUGAGGAUCUUCCUCUGAGAGCAUUCCAUAGGCAACAGUUAUUUAAAACCCAUCAACAUGUUUAUCAAGUAGUUGCUCAAUUACUUCAAGUAUUCGUUAGUAUUGAAAUGACUGGACAGAGUGUACAAUUUGAACAAAAGUUUAAUUAUCGUCGACCUAUGUAUACUAUCAUGCAUUAUUUAUGGGAACUACCUAGACACCGUAAGAAAUUUAUUGCUUUAGCUAAAGAUGCUGAAGCCAAUAUGGAAGCUGUACGCCCACCAUUGUUUCUACGAUUUAUCAAUCUUUUGAUGAAUGAUGCUGUUUUUUUGUUAGACGAAGCUCUUUCUAAUAUGGCACAAUUAAGGAAAAUGAUACAAGCAAGGGAUAAUGGAGAAUGGGAUAAAUUACCUCCAAACGAACGUAUUCAACAAAGGAAUUUCCUUCAUCACGUAGGCACAAUUGCACAAUUUGAUAAUAUCUUAGGCAGAAAAACUAUACAGACGAUCAAAAUGUUGACGUCUGAAAUAAAAUCGAUUUUUUGUCAUCCUACAAUGGUUGAUCGGAUAGCUUCGAUGCUUAAUUAUUUACUAUUGCAAUUAGUUGGACCUGAUAAAAACAAACUUAAGGUCGAUGAUCAAGAUGGAUAUGGAUUCGAACCAGCGAAUUUGGUGUUAGAUAUAUGUAAAAUUUAUGUCAAUUUGAGUGAAAACAAAUCAUUUACAUUAGCCGUAUCUCAAGAUGGUCGUUCUUAUAGCCCAAAGCUUUUCAAAUCAGCUGAUCAAGUGCUUCUUCGCAUAGGUGGCUUUGAUAUAUUAGGAGAAUUAAAUCAAUUUGCCAAAAAUGUAGAAAAAGCUGCUACUAUAAAAAGAAAAGAAGAUGAAAUAUUAACAGAAGCUCCAGAAGAAUUUCUCGAUCCUAUUAUGUCAACCCUUAUGAUCGAUCCAGUUAUUUUACCUUCGUCAAAAAUAACUAUCGAUCGACGAACCAUUGCCAGGCACUUAUUGAGUGAUCAAACAGAUCCAUUCAAUCGUUCUCCCCUUACUAUGGAUAUGAUAAAACCUAACACAGAAUUGAAAAAUAAAAUAAAGCAAUGGGUAUCGAAUAAAAAGGCGGAAAAUGUAAUACAAAUUUUAUAAUGUUA